Anopheles stephensi (Asian malaria mosquito) is the source of this 7831-nucleotide messenger RNA. RefSeq names its product G protein-coupled receptor kinase 2 (gene Gprk2). The record is from RefSeq and is a predicted model, not a curated record. The transcript is spliced from 12 exons. The coding region runs from base 2394 to 4310 and encodes 638 amino acids. Gene Ontology annotation, molecular function: ATP binding; G protein-coupled receptor kinase activity. NCBI's taxonomy places the organism in Eukaryota, Metazoa, Arthropoda, Insecta, Diptera, Culicidae. Gene Ontology annotation, cellular component: cytoplasm. Gene Ontology annotation, biological process: regulation of signal transduction; signal transduction; protein phosphorylation.
AUCGUGGUACGGCGCCCGUGCACUGUGAACCGUUUGCCUUCAAAGGAAGCGAUUGGAAGUGAUGUAAAAUCGUAGCAACCUGCUUGAAGGAAGAAAGUGAGAAAAGCAGCGAAAACGAAGAAGCAGCGACAGUCAGUCGGUUUUUCGGGGUCACUUCCGUGGUCGGUUCUGCACACACAUACCGUUUAUUAUUUAUUUUUUGUCCACUGGACUUGUUCGCCUCCGCUCGCUGUGUGUCUGCCAGGCAGUGCUGUAGGUUGGCCGUCGAAGAACGGCCGAACGCGCGGGUGUGUGCAAGUGUGUGCCUGUGUGCGUGCGUGCGUGUGUGUGUUUUGUGUCACGCGUAAGAGUGUGCGCGAUCUUGCUCAUCUCGGUGACGCGUGCGUACGUACGUACCGGGUUCUGAUGGUGGUGGUGUUUGGUGUGUGCGUGCGGUGCGCUUCGACUGCGCUGCGUGUGUGUUAGUGAGGUGCGGUGCGCUUGAAUGGAAAGCAAAGCAAACCAGCAGCAGCAGCAGCAGCAGCAGAGUCAGUGUGUAGGACGAGCCAACACGGCGUUCCAUUAAUACAAACGCGCGACAUGCCAAGAAGUGAACGACGAAGGCGAGCGAACGUAUCUUUGCGAGGCGCGCAAUCGAAAGCGAAAAAGUGAAUUUCAACAAUUCCCCACGCAGUGCAGCACCGUUCCAGCUUGCUAGCGCCCUAGCACCGAGUGCCGUGCAAUUGUUUUUCAGGGAGAGGGUGUCCAGCAGGAGGACCCCUUAAUUUGUGCUUGCCUGGUGGUCCAUCCCAAGCAGCCAAGUGUUGUGUGCCGUGUGUGUGAUUUUUUUUUUUCGCUCGUAAUGUGCUACAGCAUGAGUGGGUGAACGCAAUCGAGAGUGUGAAACAAUAGUGAACCGAAAAUCUACACGCAUACACAAACACACGCGAGCGCGUGCAGUUACACACGGGUGGGGUGGCGAAAAAGUGGUGUGGGAGGGAGUGCAGUGCAGAAAGGAAUGCAUUUCGCUUUUCUUCAGUGGCGGCCGUCAGCAACAUCAUCAUCAUCAUCUUUCACGGACACCAUCGGUGGGUACCAUCAUUACCACACCCCGACGUUGUUGUCGUCGUUGCCGUUCCUGGCCGACAAGUACACAACGGGCUGCUAGAUUGGUUCAUUGAGAUUCGAGCGAAAUAGCUCACGCGCGAGCGAGAAAGAAGAAGCGCGAGAGAGCGAGAGAGAGAGAGAGAGAGGCGCAGUUUGACGUGUGGAACAGGACACCACCGACAGGAUCAAAACUAGCGUUCCAUACUAACUAGCAUCAUCGUCACCAGCGGGAUAAAUCAAGCUUGCAAGGAGUAGGUGUUCCUGUCCGUGGGUGCUGUUGAGAAUUGAAGCUAUGCCUACUAUGCUGACUAUCGUGGAGAAAUAAAUCAAUAAAAGCAGUUCCCUGCAGCACUUCAGAUAGCUGUCUACAAAAUCGCCAAAGUUCUACACUGGUCCACACGACGCUCAUGUGCAUGCCUACUUCACCUGGAAGUACCAGCGAAAGUCAACCCUGUUAAUUGUGUGUAAAUAUAACACACAACAUAAGCGACGACGCGACGGUGCAAGCCAGCAACAGCCCUUACUGCUUAGCUACAAUCGAUCCCAGCCGCGAUCGCGUGAUCGAAUGUGCUGUGCGUGCGUUUGUACCUGUGUCUGUGUGUGUGAGCCGUUCACAAGUGGUUCGCGUUGAAUUGACCAGCCGCGGGUCAUUUGUUUUACCCGAAAGCAGUGUGCAACAUUAAAUUUUAGGGUCAUCGAAUCGUAGCGUUUUGCCAGACAGGCAGCCAGUCAGUCAGAACCCAGGUUUUGCCUGCUGCUACUGUAAACCCUUGCGUCCCAUAGGUGUCGAUGUGUGGUUUGGCAGUGUUGUCAGUGUUGGGUGCACGCGUUGUAGAGUGAGUCGGCGGCAUACAAAAAGCUAGUAGUGAAAGUGGUGUUGCAAAAAUAAAAAUAAUCGCUUCCAAUCGUCCAUCGUGUCCAGUAAAGCAGCAGCUGGUGGCGUGCAGAUCAACCGCGAAGAAGCAACAAAUAAGUGAAACAGAAGAAAACACUCUCUAUAACGUACACACACACAGAAAUAUACACCCAACACAUGUACGUGCGCACCCACCUAGUUCGGUACACGGUGUGGGCGUGAAGAAUUUCGGAAUUUUUCCACCGGUUAAGAUUUCCGCGCACGCAACCGCAACGUACACACACGCACACGCGAAAAUUGCAAUCGUGAGAGCGCGAGCUCAACGACACCCAGUAACCCAACCCCAACUGGCAGCUGAUCAACGGAGCAGGGGGUGUUAGUCCGGUCAACAGCAUCGGUACACUAUUUUGGGUCGCCAUUCGGAUAACAAAAAGCCGCCAACCUGGAACUAAUGGAAUUAGAGAAUAUCGUGGCCAAUACGGUCUACCUGAAGGCGCGUGAAGGAGGCUCCGACAGCAACAAAGGAAAGAGCAAAAAAUGGCGCAAGAUCCUCCAGUUUCCUCACAUAUCGCAAUGCAUCGAUCUCAAGAACAAAAUAGAUGUAAGCUAUGGUUAUGUAGUCGAUCAGCAGCCCAUCGGACGUGAGCUGUUCCGUCAGUUCUGCAAGGUGAAACGACCGCAGUACUCCCGGUAUAUCACCUUCCUCGAUGACGCCACAAGAUACGAAAUUGCGUCCGAUGAGCAUCGUGUCGAUCUGGCGUACGAGGUCGCCAAACGCUAUCUCGGCCUGUGCACCGAAAGCCAACGGGAGGACAGUGGUGGAGGCGGCGGUUGCGAUAGUGACGGUGGGAAGUGCGACGACGACAGUGGCAUCGGGGGCGACACGAAGAAGCUCAGCAACCACGACGAUCCGGAGAAAAGCUUGACCGGCUCGAACUCGGUCACCACCAAUACCAUCAACAACGAGAAGGACGAGUUCGUGCUGGACGUGUUGAACGAUGAUAUGGUGACGCAGAUUCGGACCAAACUGGCGACCGGCAGCAAAGAGUUGUUCGAGGCUUCCAUUACGGCGGUACGGGCUUUCCUGGCCGGCGAGCCAUUCCGGGAAUUUGAGGCUUCAAUGUACUUCCACAGAUAUUUACAGUGGAAGUGGCUCGAGGCCCAGCCGGUUACUUACAAAACUUUCCGCAUGUACCGUGUCCUGGGAAAGGGUGGUUUCGGUGAAGUCUGCGCAUGUCAGGUACGGGCCACAGGAAAGAUGUACGCGUGCAAGAAGCUGGAGAAGAAGCGCAUCAAGAAACGGAAGGGCGAAUCGAUGGUGCUGAUAGAAAAGCAGAUACUGCAGAAGAUAAACUCUCGCUUCGUGGUGAACCUGGCGUACGCAUACGAAACCAAGGACGCCCUCUGUCUGGUGCUGACGAUUAUGAACGGUGGUGACUUGAAGUUUCACAUCUACAAUAUGGGCGGUGAGCCUGGGUUUGAACUGUCCCGGGCACGGUUCUACGCGGCGGAGGUGGUCUGCGGGCUGGAGCACCUACACCAGCAGGGAAUCGUUUACCGAGAUUGCAAACCGGAAAACAUUCUGCUGGACGAUCAUGGUCACGUGCGCAUCUCGGAUCUCGGGCUGGCCGUGGAGAUACCGGAGGGCGAGAUGGUUAGGGGGAGAGUGGGUACAGUUGGCUACAUGGCACCGGAAGUUAUUGACAACGAGAAGUACGCGUUCUCGCCGGAUUGGUUCAGCUUUGGCUGUUUGCUGUACGAGAUGAUCGAGGGACAGGCACCGUUCCGGGCCCGUAAAGAGAAGGUGAAGCGGGAAGAGGUCGACCGGCGGGUGAAGGAAGAUCCGGAGAAAUAUUCGCACAAGUUCAGCGACGAUGCGAAAACGUUGUGCCAGCAGCUGCUGAUGAAGGCGGUCAAAAGUCGGCUCGGGUGCCGCAAUGGGCGGCACGGUGCGCGCGAGGUUAAGCUGAAUCCAUUCUUUAACAGUAUUAACUGGAAACGGCUCGAAGCUGGUUUGAAUGAUCCUCCGUUUGUGCCGGAUCCACACGCCGUUUAUGCCAAAGAUGUACUGGACAUUGAGCAGUUUUCCACCGUGAAGGGCGUUAAUCUCGACGCGACCGAUGAGAACUUCUACACCAAGUUCAACACCGGCUCAGUAUCGAUACCGUGGCAGGACGAGAUGAUCGAAACGGAAUGCUUCCGGGAGCUGAACGUGUUCGGUGUGAACGAAUGUCCGACACCCGAUCUGCUCACGAACGCACCACCGGUAGUGGAGAAGCCUGGUUGCUUUCCAUUUAGAAGAAAAGUAAAAAAAACAAACGCCCCGCGAAAAGCCGGUUCCGUUCAACGAGAAACUGCUAUCCUCUAGUCAAACAACGGUGAGCUGCAGCCAGGCGCCUAACGAGAGUUGAUAGGAGGAGCCGAACUGCUGGGACUACAAUCAGGCGUGCUGUUCCCAGCUGCAGCCCGGGGAGGUUAUGAUCUCUUGGCGGCCGUACGUUGACACAGAACCCCGAAACGUGGCACAUCCAGGCGAUGAUGAGCAGGCGGGAUUAGUAUUCUUAGUAGCGCACGGUAGUAGCAACCAAUGACGUACGGAACAACCAAACUGUGUGUGUUGUUCGUGCAGUCCGCAGAUUCGGUGCCAAACCUCGAGUUUGUAAACCAUUCCUCCACCGGGGGUUGUCCUCACCAUCUGCGGGACCGUGUGUGUGUUAUUUUCGCACAGAAAAAGCGUGACACAAAGCAAAAAUACGUGCACAAGUAAUUGAAUCUUCUACCACGGCGGACCAUUCAGACCGUCUCUCAUCCUCAAACCCACACACUCACUCACUCAGUCAAUGGUACACAAAUUUAGUGAUUGCACAUGAACAGUUUCUCAUAACGCACAAAUAGUAAUUAAUGAACGGGAGAGCGUGAGAGAAGGAAUCCAGUUUGUUGGAUCAGUAUUUUUGGCGCUACCGUACGCUAACAAUACGAUGCAAAUCCUUUUUUUUGUAAUUUCGUUGCAUUUGCGAGCCAUUAAUGGAGACAAAUGCUUGCACGGUACUUCACAUUUAAGAAGUAUGCGUGAUUUGUUUGUAUGAGAAUUAUAGUUUUUUGACUACACAAUUAGAUCGGUUUGUUUUUAUUUGUUCUAUCUAUUGUCGACGUCGCACAGUGUUGUUUUUAUUUUAAAUUUUUCGGAGCUCGAAUUUGGAAUCGCCUAGAAUCGCUUAGUCUUGUGUUAAUCUUAAUACUGCCACGUGUACAACACAAUCAAUGGAUGCGAACAAGAAACAAACCAACAGCAGCAAAACAAAUCUUACCAAAGCUAAAAUGGUGUCCUCCCCCCUCCCACCCCCCUUCCCGCGUCUUUCAUCGCGCACUGGCUAAAGGCAGGCAGUUUUAGAGUGAGCUUGCUUCUCGCGAUCUCUUCUCGAGAGUUUUGAGUGCUGGGACGGCGAUGAUUUCCGCUUCAAGCGUUUUUUUUUACUGUAAAAGUACAUAAAAAGCCUCACAAUUGCAAUUAUGAUUGGUUUUUCUCUUACGUAGUUGGAGCACCAAGACCAGUUAACACACGUGCUCAGAUCAAAAGCACAAGAAGAAGCUUUUUGGUAAUAUAUUUAAAAAAUAAUCCGCUUGUGUGCUUGUGAGUGCAUACCAUCGCGGCAGUUCUUGCUCUGUUACUAUGUUACCCGACAAAUGCUCAGAAAUGCUCAUAAACAAUCCAAGUAUGCAUGAUUUAUGCUUCCGGCAAGCUAUUUACACUCCCAAGCAAAAGAAAAAUAGUCUUUGGCCGGCGGAAUACAUUUUAACUCUAUACUAGCCUUUAGUUUCUUAGCAACGGACGUGCAUUGUGAACGCGAUUGGGUGCCGAAGCAGUACUGUCAGUGGAAACGGGAAUGGGGGAAAAGUACUUAAAAAGGAAGUUAAAAAAUGAAACUCUUAAUAUUCGAAUGGUUGAAAAGGAAGCAGCCCUUUUUAGCAGCCGUUUUGCAUACUCACAUGUACUAAUCAAUUAUAACGUAAAUAGCAGCUCUAUCUUCCCGGCUACUGGAGCACGGCUGUAUGGCCGAGCGGACCGAUAAGAAAUGGAAUAACUCAACUCUAUUCGCACGCAUACACUAUUCAUAAUUAUAGACACUAAAAACUAGUUACCGCAAACGUGUAAAGAAUAAAACCUCGGUAAGAAUCGAGGGGGACUAAUAGGACGGACCGAGAGAGUAAGAGAGAUCGGAACAAAGAUUUAACAAAAAAAGAAAAAAAAACACACGUCAAACACAAAGUAUGAGUGAAAGCAAUCAUUUACUAGGGCUGUUUUAGCUUUAAUCAAGGCGUGCGGUGGUAGGAGCAAGGAAUUUGUUAGCGUUUUUACCGAAUCUUUCAAGUAUUGUGUUCAAAACAUGUAGUAUCAUCAUCCCGCACGCGGCGGAAGCACAAUUUAGGGUCGAGCAGCAGGAUGUGCUUACGUUUUGUUUUGCUUUUUUUUUUAAAUAAUUAUUUUAAAUUGUACAGCUAAACGUGUGUGCCGCACAAACGAUAAGGUUUAAGUUUUACUACGCAAACGGAACUCGGCACUUUAAGGUUUUAUUUAAAACGUUUAAACGGAGCAAAAUCAAGCGCACACAAAAAAAGUAUAAACAAAAGCAGUUUUUUUGUGAUUGCGAGCGAACCUAACUGUGCCGCUAAUUGCACUACUACUACUACAGGUGUAAUGUAUGAGCUUUUGUUUUAAAGCAAGUUUUUUUCUUUUAAGCCAAGACCACGUGUGUUACGUUCGUUUUGCCGAGAUGCUGUAGGAUGUGUAGAUUGUUAGCAUACUUACGUUAGGGAGGGAUUGAGUGCCGUGGUUCUCCGAAAGACAGGGCAAGGAGAGCUAGCUCAUGCUGUACACGUCUAUACAAGCUGCUGUAGCAUACCGAAACACAGAGCAAAACCUCCUCAAGAUGUGUUUUUCUUUUAAUAAAAAAAAACUUACUGUAUAUAGUAGCGGUUAGCAGAAGGUAGAAGCAGAAAGGUCACCCUCUCUCCCUCCGAUUGUCCUGCAGUGGAAAAAAAUGGAAUCCUAGUAGAUACCAGCGUAAUGGUGGGUAGUUGUGCUGUGUGCUUGGGGGGUCAGGUUUGAUAGUACGCUACCAUUUUCGGUAGCGUAGGUAGCGGACACAUCCCUCAUGGCGUUGGCAAAAGAUAUUUAAAGAUCUUCUAUAUGUGUGUGUGUGUAUGUUUCAUACCUUCCUUAUUUGACACAUAUUGAGAAGUACAAGAAUCUGGUAAUAAAACUAAAUGAUACAUUCGAUGGCUACUAUAUUGGAAUUCGCUCCCCUGUCGGUACAAGCUCGCCGGUGGUGGUGCGAUGAAGUUAUAGUCGAGGUGUAGCCAAAAAUUGGCGUCUUCAUGAAGCUCAUUUAAUAUGAUCAUACAAAACAGAAACAAAUUCUGAGGGUUCAGGUGGUAGUAGAAGGCACAUAACCUAAACCUGUGUGCGUGCGCAAGCCUGUUUAGGCGGUGGCAGUUGGACUGUAUUUGCUAGUGGCGGAAAGCGGCACUGAAAGCCAAGCAUAGAAUUUCGAUGAUAAUUAUUAAGUGACACAAACAAACAAACAGAAAAUACACACUCAUACACACACACACACACACGAAACAAACAUGAGAACUAUAUGGAACUUUUUACGUGUAAUAUCAGAAUGCAGAUAGUAAAGGAGAGCAAGAGAGAGUGUGUGGAAAUGGAAUAAAUUCCAAAUUUUUGAACAGCAGAAGGGGAAGGGAAUUAAGUUUGCCGUGCGUGCGUGCAUGUGUGUCGAAUGGCUUGGGCAGGAUGCAAAACUUUGUGGCAAGGAAGAGUGCUAGAAUCGUAGAAAGUGAGAAAAUGCAUACAACUAAAUAAUAAAUAGAGAAAUUUAAAUUAAA